AUGUCCGGUCUCAAAGCAGGCGACUCCUUCCCCCCCAACGUAACCUUCACCUACGUCCCCCCCACCGGCGACCUCAACGUCACCGCCUGCGGCAUCGGCAUCCAAUACGACGCCAGCAAAGAAUUCGCCUCCAAGAAAGUAGUCCUCGUCGCCGUUCCCGGCGCCUUCACCCCAACCUGCCAGGUCUCCCACGUGACCUCCUACCUCGCCAAGCUGGACGACCUCAAGGCCAAGGGCGUCGACCAGGUCAUCUUCAUCGCCUCCAACGACCACUGGGUCAUGGCCGCUUGGGGCAAGGCGAACGGUGUCAAGGAUGAUUCUAUUCUAUUCAUGUCCGACGCCGGUCUGGAAUUCUCCAAGAGCAUCGGCUGGACUCAGGGUGAUCGCACGCUGAGAUACGCCAUCGUUGUUGACCACGGCAAGGUCACCUACGCCGAGGUCGAUUCUGUUAGAGGCAGCAUCGAGAACACUGGCGCCGAGGGUGUUCUUGCUAAGCUUUAAAGUGGCUGUCCAACCCAAUUAUGGAAAAAGGGGACAUGGUCGGUUUUAUGAACAACACCGUGGGGUUUGAAACUAUAGAUUUUAGAAGGAUUCCCACAUUCAAAUGUUGAGACCCCUUUCGAUAUUCCAGGCUGAGG
Messenger RNA from Podospora bellae-mahoneyi, 638 nucleotides. RefSeq lists its product as uncharacterized. The coding region runs from base 1 to 501 and encodes 166 amino acids. Gene Ontology annotation, cellular component: peroxisome; mitochondrion; cytoplasm. The record is from RefSeq and is a predicted model, not a curated record. The transcript has 2 exons. Gene Ontology annotation, molecular function: thioredoxin peroxidase activity. Gene Ontology annotation, biological process: cell redox homeostasis; hydrogen peroxide catabolic process; cellular response to oxidative stress. NCBI's taxonomy places the organism in Eukaryota, Fungi, Ascomycota, Sordariomycetes, Sordariales, Podosporaceae.